AUGACUAAAAUCGACACUGCAGGGACCUCGCGUGAAACUCAUUUAGACGAUCAUGCUGAGCUGGAACAUUCCAGUGAGAUGGAAGGAAGGGCAACGGAUAAACUGAUACUUGAGGACGGAAGGUUACAAGAGUUCCCUUAUCCAGUUAAGGUUUCUUAUGUACUGCAAAGGAACCCAAUGCGUUUCAUCUGCAACUCAGAUGAAAUGGACUUUGAUGACGUCGUAUCAGCUAUCGAGGAAGAGGAGGAGCUUCAACCCGGUCAACUUUACUUCGCUCUGCCCUUGGCUUGGCUUAAACAUCCUUUACAAGCCCAAGAGAUGGCCGCAUUGGCUGUCAAAGCCAGCUAAAGUUCUAGGACUGAAAAAUUGUUAUUCCUUUCGCGUUCUCCGACGACUCUCCUCGCCGGAAAGUUGCCUCCCCCCUCAGC
Hibiscus syriacus is the source of this 428-nucleotide messenger RNA. RefSeq lists its product as uncharacterized. Bases 1 to 348 code for a protein of 115 amino acids. The transcript has 3 exons. Lineage: Eukaryota; Viridiplantae; Streptophyta; Magnoliopsida; Malvales; Malvaceae. The record is from RefSeq and is a predicted model, not a curated record.